GAGGUAAGCCACUCUCAAGUCUGUCAGAGUGGAAACAAUUCAUCAAGAGGUCUUAUGGUGACCAGUCACCAUACAUUUCAUUUUUUCUUAUUGGAGAUUUAACAGCAUAAAGUCAAAACAAAAAGUUAUUUUUCUUUUAUCACUUCCCCUCCACCAUCAACUUAUUUUACCUAGUGUAAGACCAGCCACGGAAUUCAACGGUCUAUUCCUGGAAAGCAAGGUGCUGUAAUGGCAACUGCAACCUGUUUGAUGUUCUGGGUGUUGCUCAUAGCAGAUCCUGUGUGGACACAGAGUGUGAGACAGGCCUACGAGGUACUGGACCCAGAGGACUGGGAUGUGCACGAUGACUUCUAUUGUCCCAGGGAAUGUUUCUGUCCACCCAGUUUCCCUACUGCCUUAUACUGUGAGAACAGAGGUCUCAAAGAAAUCCCUGCUAUUCCAUCAAGGAUCUGGUACCUUUACCUGGAAAACAACCAGAUAGAAACCAUACCCGAGAAACCAUUUCAGAACGCCACCCAACUAAGAUGGAUCAAUUUAAACAAGAACAAAAUUACCAACUAUGGGAUAGAGAAGGGGGCCCUGAGCCAGCUAAAGAAGCUUCUUUUCCUGUUUCUAGAAGACAAUGAGCUCGAAGAGGUACCUUCUCCAUUGCCAAGAAGUUUGGAACAAUUACAGUUAGCUAGAAAUAAGGUAUCUAGCAUCCCUCAGGGAACCUUCAGUAACCUGGAAAACCUGACCCUACUUGACCUACAGCAUAACAAACUUUUAGAUAACGCCUUUCAAAGAGAUACCUUCAAGGGGCUUAAGAACCUCAUGCAGCUGAAUAUGGCCAAGAAUGCCCUGAGGAACAUGCCGCCAAGACUACCAGCCAACACCAUGCAACUGUUUCUGGACAACAAUUCCAUUGAGGCAAUACCUGAAAAUUACUUCAAUGUGAUUCCUAAAGUGGCCUUCUUGAGACUGAACCACAACAAGCUGUCAGAUGCAGGCCUCCCGUCAAGAGGUUUUGAUGUGUCAUCUAUUCUAGACCUUCAACUGUCUCACAAUCAGCUCACAAACUUUCCCCGAAUUAACGCUAACCUGCAGCACCUACACCUUGAUCACAACAAAAUUAAAAAUGUGAACAUCUCGGUAAUAUGUCCCACCACGCUGCGUGCAGAACAGGAUGCCUUCAUUCAUGGACCUCAACUGAGCUACCUUCGUCUGGAUGGCAAUGAAAUCAAGCCACCAAUCCCAAUAGAUAUAGUGGCAUGCUUCAAGCUUCUUCAGGCCUUCAUUAUAUAAGCAGCUCCACCAAAUCCAAAUUGGAUUAAGAGUAGUUGUGUGUGGUAAAUAACAUGGACUUGGCACAAAAAUACAGUGAGGAAAAGGUACCAACAAGCAAACAGCAACAGAAAGAAAGACGUGGUAAUAGAACGGCAGUUAAUAUAAAAACGGCGAUAUUCGGGAAUAUAUAUUUCUAGUAGAAGUGUGUUGGUACAUGUCAAUAACCCCAGUCUUUGAGAAGUAAAAGCAAGAGAAUCGGAAGUUCAACACUUUAAUCAAAAGGCUGGUCUGCUUAUCAUGCAAUCCCUAUGCCAGAGCCAGUCUAUUUAGAAAGAAUGAUGGUUUUCACUAAGAAACUCGGAGGGAUUCAGAAGCUGUAUCAGUAACCAGGCUCAAAGACAAACUGUAAAAAGAAACUUUAUCCUAGAGUACUCAUCUACAAAUGCCAGAGCCUAGAAACAGGGGUCAGUAUGUAUAUUGCUGUUUAAUAGAUUAACACAUAGGGAGGUGUUUUAAGUAAGAUUAAGGUAAGAUUAAAGCCUUACUUUAAAUUAAGCAAAAAUCCCUUACAGGUGUGCCCUCCAUUUUGGGGUUUUAAUUAAUUCCAGAUAUAGUUAAAUUGACAACCAAUAGUAGCCAUUACAAUGAUUUGGGGCCAGACAAGGCUGUGUACUGAGACUCUGUAUUAAGUACACAGAGAAAGAUACUUGUAUAUAAUCAAAAUAUUAUAAGUAAGUUUAAUACAUAAUUAUAAAACUGCAGGAUAUGUUUUGUUUAAGUUUCCUUUUAUUAUCCUAACUUUAAGACAUCAAUUUGUGCUGAUAUUCAGCUGAAUAUCAAAAUCCAAGUACAGAAAGGGACUGUGUCUGAGAUUUUUAAAGGUUUCAAAAGACAAGUUAAAAAUUUCCUGGAGAAAGUUCAGAACAGUAAAACGACUAUCAGGAAUGCUUAUUAUUGUUUUGUUUCUUGCUUUGGCAAAAAGUGACAGGAAAGUUAUAGACAAUAUACCUAAUAUACAAUAGGUGUCAGUGUUUGUUUCCAAUGGGGAAAACGCUCUGGCACAUGCUACAUUUCCAGGUCCCUUUGCUUGCAUUCAAAGGAACAAUUCAAACCUUCUGGGCACUGCCGGUGCUAACAGGUAACACUAUCUAGAUGUGGAGAUACUGCAUUAGAGCAAUGUAAGGAGCUGAACCAACAGGAUUUCUGUGUAAGAGAAGCUACUUCUCAAAAUUCAAAACAUGUACACAGUCCUUAAAGUAGUCUGGGAAAAAAGAGAAGUUAUUUCAAAUUGAAAAUGGAGAGAAAGGGUCUUGGGAUGUGGCAUCAGAUACAAUUGUACCUACCCUAAAACUUGAAAUAUAUAUUGAUUUUGACAGAAAUGACUAUUAUCACCUGUUGCAGAAACACAUAGAGGAGUUAACAGUUUCCAUCUUCUAGAAAAAAGUAAUCAAAUUAUAAGAGAGAUUCUGGCCAUGGUGCAAUAGUAGAACCACCAGAUAUCCCUUCCAAACCAUGGGUUUGCAGUGCUUGGGGGAAUGGAAGUCUUGGUGUGUCAGGAUCCUGCAAUGGAGCCUCCAGACCUUCAGUGUCUCUUAAGGGAGGUGUAGGGCAGGACUGAUAUGAUGAGUGACACACAAAAGUUUGACUUGUUGGUGAAAUUUAUGGCAUUUGCAAUUAAAGCAUGCUAGCCUAUCUAUCAUGAAUAGUUCCUUCAUAUUUUAUGCAUAGUCUCAACGUAAUAAAUGAGUAAAAUCCAAAACACUGGGUGCUACAUAAUGUUGUGAUAGUCGCAAUUUAAGUUUUUAAACAAUACACAAGCUUCGUAAAAUUCCAACAUCUAAAAGAAUUUCCCUGUAGGGAGAAUUAUUUUUUUUUCUAUCCCACUCUUAGAGUCUAGAGGAACCUACUUUAAAUAUUUACUGGGUUUAUUUUUCUUUAUUUGGCCAGAAAAUAUUUUAAUCAAAUUCUCUUGAUUUAGCAACUUUAAAGAAGUUACUUAGACUCUGCUAUGGAAUAUUCUACAUAUACAUAUGCAUAUAUACCUAUUGCCUUUUCCUAUCUGUUAAUAGCAACCUUUUUACUUCUAUAAUUAAUAAACGUUGAACAACUAAAA
This is a messenger RNA of Mesocricetus auratus (golden hamster), 3379 nucleotides long. RefSeq names its product keratocan (gene Kera). The record is from RefSeq and is a predicted model, not a curated record. Gene Ontology annotation, molecular function: protein binding. The transcript has 4 exons. NCBI's taxonomy places the organism in Eukaryota, Metazoa, Chordata, Mammalia, Rodentia, Cricetidae. The coding region runs from base 229 to 1284 and encodes 351 amino acids.